Molecule: messenger RNA, 951 nt
Organism: Aureobasidium musti
Lineage: Eukaryota; Fungi; Ascomycota; Dothideomycetes; Dothideales; Saccotheciaceae
Source: the annotation of a GenBank genome assembly
AUGCCGCAUUCACACCACUCUCAUUCGGGCCAGUUCUGCGCCCAUGCAACAUGUACUCUCGAGGACAUGGUCCAACAGGCCAUCUCUCUCAACAUGGACACUUUUGCUCUGACCGAACACAUGCCCCGUGAUGCCGCUGACCUUUAUCCCGAAGAGUCCGACGCCCAAACUCUCGUCGACCUCUUUGACGCCUACUAUCCUGAGGCUUUGCGUUUGCGUGAGAAAUAUGCCUCACAGAUCAAGAUUCUGAUUGGAUUUGAAUCCGAGUGGAUUCGUCCUGAAACCAACGCCAUCAUUAAAGACUUGCUCGCCCGCUUCAAGUUUGACUUCUUCAUCGGCAGCAUUCAUCAUGUCCAUACCAAGCCAAUUGACUUUGAUCACGACAUGUACUAUGAGGCCAGAUCCAUUUCUGGCGGCUCUGAUGAAGACGUCUUUGCUGCCUACUUUGACCAGCAAUAUGACAUGCUCAAGGCUUUGACUCCCCCUUUAGUUGGUCACUUUGAUCUCAUCAGACUGAAGAGCGAUGACCCUGAGCGUGCCUGGACCACCAUGCCAGCAGUCUGGGAGAAGAUUGUCAGGAACCUCGACUUCGUAGCCAGCUACGGGGGCAUCCUCGAGAUCAACUCUAGCGCAAUCCGAAAGGGCAUGUCUGAGCCAUAUCCCAAGGCUGAAAUUUGCAAGGUUCGACUUACCCGCCUCUUUCUUGCUGUACCAGUAUUGACAUUCAACAGGNAAUUCAUCAAGAAAGGGGGACGUUUUGCUCUUUCUGACGACAGCCAUGCCACCAGUCAGGUAGGCCUGAACUUUUCAAAGGUACUAUCUUUCCUCGAAAGCACUGGCAUCAGCCAAGUCUAUCACUUUACCUCUAGAACCGACAACUCAUUCGACACAUCAUCUGUCAAAUCUGUCUCUUUGGAUCAGCUGAAGAAGCACAAAUUCUUCGCUGCAUGA